Rotaria sp. Silwood2 is the source of this 1506-nucleotide messenger RNA. NCBI's taxonomy places the organism in Eukaryota, Metazoa, Rotifera, Eurotatoria, Philodinida, Philodinidae. The record is from the annotation of a GenBank genome assembly.
AUGAUAGGACUUUUUCUUUUAAUCAAUAAAUCAAUAGGAUGUACAAUCCCUUCAUUUUCAAAUCUAACUGUUCAAUCAAAUUUUAGUCUACAAAAUUUUCUUGGUAUAUGGUACGAAAUAAAAUGGUUAUCAAAUGAAUAUCAUAAUGAAUCUGAUAUAUGGCGUGAUUAUUCUCAAUCAUUUGAAUUAGGAAAUAAUGUUAGUCAACGCCUUCUUGUUUUCGGUAAAGCCCGAUUAAUUAACCAAGAAAAAUGUUUUUCAUUUGGUCCAUGGUCAAUUCUUGCAAAUAAUGGUGCGAAAAUGAUUCUUGAAACAAAAAAUCUCAAUAGUAGUACUAAACUUAAUUGGCCUUAUUUUGUUUUAAAAACCGAUUAUAAUCAUUAUGCAUUAAUUUAUACGUGUAUGUCAGAAAAUUAUACACAAAAUAAUCCAUGCAAAGAAUCAGUAGUCUGGGUACUUAGUCGGAUAAAAUCUUUAUCAAAUGAAUCAUUAAAUGAACUUGAUAAUUAUAUUGCAAAUAUUUUAUGUAUUAAUAUAACAAAACUUGAAACAACUCCACAGGGCGAAAAAUCAUGCUAUGUAUCAUCAUCAUUAGGAUUACAACUGGAAAAAGAAGAUCGACAAGCGAUAAGAAAAGAAGAUUUUAUUCUUGAUAAACUCAAUAAUGAAACAAUAUAUCAAUUACCAGGUUUAAUUAAUGAACAACAAUUUAUAGAUCAUACAGAUCAAAUACAAGUAGAUGAUUGUACUAAUUGUCGAAUAUUAAUAGGACCUGUUCAUGGAAGUAUUUUUAUUCGAGAUUCAACAAAUUGUAUAUUAGCAACAGUGUGUCAACUAAUUAUUGAAUCAUCACUUUAUAUUAGAUUUGGAUGUUUAACAUUAAGUUAUUAUAAGAAUAUAUUAUUUGUGGAGCAAUAUAAAGCGGCUGAUGUUAGUCCAUGGAAUAAUACUUGGGGUAAUAUUCAUGAUUUUACAUCAAUUCCUGGUGCAAAUAAUUAUUCAUUACUUGAUCCAAAUGAAAAUUUAUUUAAAUAUUUACCAAUUCCAUUGGAUCCAUCAUGUAGUCAUUUGAAUAUAAAUGAUAAUAUGGAAACAAGUAUAACACCUUUUACUUAUGGAGAAUUAUAUCGUAAUAGAAAUGAAGAACGUUGUUUAGUAGUAUUUUUUCAUCAUUCAAAUGCUGAUUCUUGUGCUCGAGAAUUAAUUGCAAUGACAAAACAAUCACAACUUGUAUUGGUUCAAACAAAAUGUUAUUUAAUAAAUGAAAUGAGUGCUUCACGAUUAUUUUCAGGAAAUUCAGCAUAUAAUUCGUUAGUUACAAAAGGUCCUGUUAUAGGACUUGAAUUUGCUGGUACAAAUUGUGUACAAAUAUGUCAACAAUUACUUAAUGAUUUCAUCAAAUUGAAAUAUCAAAAUUUACCUUAUUUUACUAGUCAAUCAGCAACAGAUGCUCAUGAACAACUUGAUAAAUUUUACAAUUUUGCAAGUAUGCAAAUGUUUGCAUAA